This is a messenger RNA of Mesitornis unicolor (brown roatelo), 2963 nucleotides long. RefSeq names its product melanoma inhibitory activity family, member 3 (gene MIA3). The record is from RefSeq and is a predicted model, not a curated record. Lineage: Eukaryota; Metazoa; Chordata; Aves; Mesitornithiformes; Mesitornithidae. Gene Ontology annotation, biological process: vesicle cargo loading; endoplasmic reticulum to Golgi vesicle-mediated transport; protein secretion. The transcript is spliced from 23 exons. The coding region runs from base 1 to 2520 and encodes 839 amino acids. Gene Ontology annotation, cellular component: endoplasmic reticulum exit site; endoplasmic reticulum membrane.
AUGUGGGGCAAUCCCGCGGGGGUGGAGGCGUCUGCUGGCGGCGACACGGGAAGGGAUGGCUGCUUGGCCUCUUGCCGCUCCCCGGCGCUUGUGGGGACAGGACGCCUGCAAAGACGCCCGCUCGCCCCCGGGCUGGGCUUUGCAGGGGAAGCUGUACACCCUCAUCUUAAUCGCACGCUUCUGCCAGUUGCGGCCAGGGAGAAGGCAGCGCUUUCUGCGUGGCUUGUCCGAGCGCCAUGUCUGUAUCAGCCCUGUAAACUGUACCAGUUGGUUGCUACAUUGCCUGAGGAAAUUCGUCCUGGGCCUGAUUUCCAUGGACUUCCAUGGGAGCCUGUUAUUAUCACUGCCUUAGUGGGAAUUGCCACACUUGCUGUAAUUUUCUGGAGAACCUGCCUUUCAGUAAAGAGUAGAAUAUAUCAAGUGACUGAAAAGCAACUUGCUGAAAAGAUUAAAAACCUUCUGCAAGAAAAAACAGAAAUCUUAGAAAAGAUAUCACAAUAUGAUCAAAAGAUAAAGGAAGCAAAGGAAUCUGUGAAAGUGGCCCAAGAACAAAAAGACAUUCUCUCUGAUGAAACUACAGGGCUUAAGGACACUGUCAAAGAACUGGAAGAAGCAAAUCGUCAGCUAGAUGACAAAGUGAAAAGCCUGCACUCAAUGCUUGAAACAGAGAGAAAAAAGAAUGAGAAGAAACAGAACACAAUCUCUGAAGCACAGAAAUCCUUGGAGAAACUUCAAGAGGCUAUCAGUGUACAUUCUGUAGAGCUUUCAGAGGUGCAGAUAGCCCUUAAUGAAGCUAAACUAAGUGAAGAAAAGGUGAAAUCUGAGCUUCAUCAUAUGCAGGAAGAGAAUGCUAGGCUGAAAAAGAGCAAGGAGCAACUGCUAAAAGAAGCUGAAGGUUGGACUGAGAGACAUUCCGAGCUCAGUGAGCAGAUCAAACUGUAUCAGAAAUCUCAGAAGGAUAUUGAAGAAGCACUCGCCUACAAGGAAAAUGAAAUAGAAGUUUUAACAAACUGCAUUAUGCAGCUGAAGCAGCUUGACAUAGAUGCAGCAUCUGAGGGUAAGAAGGACAGCGAAGGGUGUGAAUGGAGCACAGGAGAUGAUCUGGCCAAUGGAGAGUUGCCAGAUAAUGAAAAUGAGAAGAUGAAGACUCAGAUUAAGCAGAUGAUGGAUGUCUCCAGGGUAAAAACUAUGUUAACCAUAGUUGAAGAAGACAGAAAUCUUCUGCAGUCCAAACUGAGUGAUGAAGUAACAGCAAGACAUGAGCUUGAAGAGCAAAUAAAAAAAUUAGAACAUGUCUCCAGUUCGCUCCAGUCAGCCAAAGCGCAACUGGAAAGUGAAUGCAAAACACUGCAGCAGAAAGUCGAGAUUCUUGGUGAACUUUACCAGCAGAAGGAGAUGGCACUCCAGAAAAAACUAACCCAGGAAGAGUAUGAGCGUCAGGAGAAGGAGCAGAAAUUGUCUGCUGCAGAUGAAAAAGCUGUGCUGGCCAUCGAGGAAGUGAAAGUUUACAAGCAAAGGAUCCAAGAUAUGGAAGAAGAAUUGCAAAAAACAGAGAGAUCUUACAAAAACCAGAUUGCUGCUCAUGAGAAAAAGGCACAUGACAACUGGCUUAUUGCCCGCUCUGCCGAGAGAGCUCUGGCUGAAGAAAAAAGAGAAGCAGCCAACCUGAGACAAAAAUUAAUAGAAGUAAACCAAAAAAUCGUCAUGCUUCAAAGACCAUUAAUUGUAAAGCCAACUCCAGGCAGACCCGAUCGCCAGGUCCCACCACGACAAGGGCCCUUAAGCAGAGAUGGCUCUUUUGGCCCAUCACCUGUGAGCGGAGGAAAUCCAUCACCCACACAGAUGAUAGAAGUUCCUCCUCGGCCCCUUUCUGCUCCUCGAAGGGAAGGCUCAAGAGGUGAAUUUGGAACAGUGGUAGAUGGCCCUCCUGUUCCACGAAGGCCACCAGAGUUACGUGGAAGGAUGUCUGUUCCUGAUCUUGGGCCAGCUGUAGCAUCCCUGAUCAGUAGUGGGCCAAGAACCUCCUCCCCUUCCACAGCAGUGGAUGGAGUGGCUAAUGCUAGUCCCAAAGGCCCACCUUCUUUCCCUGGGACACCUAUCAUGACUUCCCCAGUGAUGGGACCACCACCUCCACCGCCUGUUCGCUAUGGACCACCACCGGCUCCUUUCCGUGGGCACUUUGGGCCUCGACCUCUUCCGGUGCCCCUAGUUCGUGGUGCUCCUUUGCCACCUCCAGCUGCAAGAGAUUUCUUACCUGGCCCACCCUUUGGAAUGAGAGAUCCACCUCCUCCAGAUCCAAGAGGCUAUGGACGUGGGCACCCUCCUGUUCGACCUCUAGGUCCUCCUGGCCCAAGAGAUUAUCCUCCAGGCCCACGGCUACCCCCACCUGGCUCAAGAGACUAUACACCUUCUCCCAACAGAGACUUGCCUCCAUCAGGACCCAGAGACUACCCUCCAGGCCCUCCACCACCACCGACAGGCUCGAAGGACUACGCACAGCCUCCAGCACAGAAACCCUAAUUGCAGCAUCAGGUCAGCAGCUCAACAGAAUGGACUAGCGCACUUCCUGUGGUCAGGAUUGUAGGAAACGGCUCCCUGUUUGAAGCCGUUUGUCUCAUUUCAGUAUAUUUCAGCUUUUGCAGGAUUAAUUUUUAUCCAAUUGCUACAGACAUGUGCAUUUAUGAUCACCUUCAACUCAUCCAUCCUCUUGGGCUGCAAGAACCUUUUUGUGAUGGACUUGAACCUAUUCUAAACGUGCAAUAGAAAGGAAGUACCUGCGUGGCUAGUUUUAAUUAAAUGUAGCCUCUGUAACCAGUUGGUGAAUGAACUAAUUUCGUGAAAAAUGUAAAAUCAUUUCCUGUGGAAAUAAUUUUUAAGUAAAAUGCUAUCUUACCUGCCUUCUCCAUCACAUCACUAAGCUGCAGUUAUUGUAGGCCAGGGGUUUACAUGUGGACUAUGAGGUG